AUGCCCACUUUCGCUCCCCAUUCCCCAGCGCGGGUGAUGGACGGUGGGUCUCUCCCCGAGACUCCGACCUUGCCGCUCAAACCAACGCGCAAGCAAGUCUCCCGGGCCUGCGAUUGGUGUCGUGCCAAAAGAAUCAAGUGCGAUAAUGGCCGGCCUUGCAGGGCCUGUCUGCAGAAGGGGGCGGAUUGCACCCACAAGGGGACUGACGAGCCAAGGACUCUGCCCCAGGCGCUCAGGGAAAUUGAAAAGUUACAGCGCAGAGUGAAGGACUUGGAGUUCGAGCUCGAGGGCUACAGGUCUCAGCGAGUGUCUAUCCCGACUCCAGCCCCAACCUCAAGCAAGUCCAGUCCAGACUCAUGGCGCAGGACCGGCCAGGAUAGUUCAUCCUCGUCGCCGCCUGAUUCGCCCAACUAUCAAUGGGAGGGGAUACAGGUCGCGACGGCCAGAUCAGACCAGACUUCCUACUAUGGCCCGUCUUCAGGUGUCUACUUUGUCAGUCGGAUUGGAUCGUACCUCUCUACCAUGUUUGGGGUCCUCUGCGCCGACCGGAGUAUCCAACCCCGUGGUGCGAGCAGGAACUUGGCAAUUGCCAGCGCGAAUGAGUCAAGUGAAAGGGAUAGUGAUGCUGCUAAUGCCGGGGAUGGGUUCUCGCCGAUGAACAGAACGCAGGAAGAGUACUUCCUCAAUCUAUUCUGGGAGUGGUCUCACUGCUUUCUUCCUGUCGUGGACGAGACAUGGCUCCGGUCCCAUUAUGCAUCGUUGUGGGAAACCGGAAGUGCAUACCGUAAAAACUCACCUCUUGUGGACAUCAUCCUCGCGCUGUGCCUGCAGCACGGAUACACUUUCAUGGCUAGGGACACCUCGAACGCUUCAGGUCAAAACGACGCCACCAUUGCCGGCAGAUGGUACUAUCGCCGGUCCCAGUCCCUCCUCACCGCCGACCUGGAGAGCCCUACGAUCAUCUCGGUCCAGUGUCACAUCUUCACAGUGAUCUAUCUCUGCGCGGCAUCGUUCGCCAACAUGUGCCACGUCGUGCUCGCGCAGGCGAUCCGAACCGCCCAUAUCCUCGGCCUACACCUUGAGCCAUCGAGUGAUCUGCCCCGGGGAGAAAGGGAGUUGCGCAAGAGGAUCUGGUGGGUUCUCUACACGAGCGAACUGAAGUCGGCGGCCAAACUGGGGCGUCCCACCAUGAUUCAGCCCUCGCAGUUCACCGUAUCAUUCCCCUCCGACGAUAUCGAGGUUGCUUCUUACAAUGGGGCGACCCUUGGUUCAUACGAUCUCGAUGUCACUUGGCUCACAUACACCAUCCAGCACGAGAAGCUCGUCCUCAGCAUGCACGAAGUAGCGGAAGCCACCUACCCCAAGUUCGGGGAAGUCUCAUCACACGGGUCACUAUACCAGGACCCCCGGGGCCUAGAAAGCUGCGCCGAGGUCCUGGCCUCCAACCUCCCCUCCCUAAGGGCGUGGAUAGCCCAACUGCCCCCCGGGAUGAAGACGCUCCGCCGCAACGGCGGCGAGCCCUUCUCGACCGACCGCUCCCCGCUGGUGAUCGAGGACCUCGCCCCCGUGUGGCUCCAGCGCCAGCGCGUCUGCCUCGAGCUCAUGUACCACACCUUCACCCUCAACCUCUGCCGGCCCUUCAUCUCCUUCACCUCCCACGCGACGACCUACGCGCCCAUCUCGGAGCGCCACGCCAUGACGGCCGUCAACCACGCCAUCGCCUACACCCUCAUCACCCACCAGGUCACGAUGGAGACGGACCUCUUCAGCGGCUGGUCCGAGUACUUCAUGUGGCAGUGGAACGCCGCCAUCACCAUCAUCGGCUUCAUCCUCGCCAACCCCAUCCACCCGUCCAACCCGAAGGCGCGCCAGGCCCUCGAGCUCGCCAUCGCCAUCUUCGACGGGUACGGCGCCAACUUCCCCGUCGCCGCGAGCGCGGCCAAGAUCAUGCGCGCCCUGCUGGGCAAGGCGGACCUCCUCGCCGAGCGGCUGAGGACGGGGGUGGCGAUGUCGUGCGACGCGAACAAGUGCCUGGACGAUGGGCAGGGAGGAGGGGAGGACGAGAUGGGGUGGUUGGAUUCGAGCAGCGGCCAGCAGAUGGACCCAAACUACUUUUCGCAGUUUAUGGACUGGGCGCUGUCGGUUGACUCGUUUAACAGCUUUGAGAAGUUUUUUGAUGCGAGCAAUCCUGCUGAUCCCUGGGCGUUUGGUCAGCAGUAA
This is a messenger RNA of Clonostachys byssicola, 2220 nucleotides long. NCBI's taxonomy places the organism in Eukaryota, Fungi, Ascomycota, Sordariomycetes, Hypocreales, Bionectriaceae. The record is from the annotation of a GenBank genome assembly.